AUGACGACCGAAUUCCCCGAAAUCACACUGCACUGGCUCGACCAGUCCCGCGCCCAGCGCAUGGUCUGGCUCCUCGAGGAGCUCAAGGUCCCCUACUCCAUCGAGCUCUACCACCGCGAAAACAUGCUCGCCCCCAAAUCCCUGCGCAAGCCCUUUGUCCUCGCCGAGUCCGGCUACAUCACGCAGUACCUGUGCGACCACUUCGCCCCCGCCGGGAACCCGACCCUCGUGCCCGCCAAGUGGCAAGCCGGCAAGGAGGGCCAGGUCGGCGGCGAGACCGAGGCCUACCGCCGCUUCCAGUACCUGCUGCACUACGGCGAGGGCACCCUCAUGCCCAUCGUCGUCGUCUCCCUCAUCCUCAACCUCCUCGGCUCCGACCGCGUCCCGUUCCUCGUCCGUCCCGUCUCCGGCUUCGUCGCCUCCAAGAUCCAAAACGCCUUUGUUUUUCCCGAGGCCAAGAAGAACUUUGCCCUCCUCGACGGCAUGCUCCAGUCUGCUCCCGGCGGGCCCGACGGCUACCUGUGCGGUGAUACCCUCACCGCGGCCGAUAUCCUCCUUAGCUUUCCCCUUAUUGCUGCCAAGUCCCGAUUUGCGGGAAUCGGUGAGUGGGAGGGUGGCAGCAUCGACAAGGCGUUCCCGCGCGUCUGGGCUUAUUUGGAGAAGUUGGAGAACUCGCCCGGCUACAAGACGUCGGUUGACAAGAUCAAGGAGCUCGACAAUGGCAAGUUUGUCGCUAUCGCGGGUUGA
Molecule: messenger RNA, 747 nt
Organism: Parascedosporium putredinis
Lineage: Eukaryota; Fungi; Ascomycota; Sordariomycetes; Microascales; Microascaceae
Source: the annotation of a GenBank genome assembly